AUGGCGGAAAAUAGCAAACUUCAUCUUGAGGAUGCUUUCCGUCAUAAAUUCAUAAAAUUUAUUUCGUACUCCGAACUCGAAAAUUUGACUCGAGUCGACAGUGGCAAAUUUGGAAGUAUCCAUACUGCGUACUGGCAUAAAUUAAGAAAGAUAGUUGCUGUCAAAAGGUUACAUUCUUUUGCGCAAAAUGAUACAGCUAUUCAAAACUUUGUUCACGAACUACAAAUUCAAAAGCGCGUGGAAUAUCAUGAUCGAAUGAUCCGAAUCUUUGGUGUCAGUCAAGAUCCAUCCAAUAGAGACUAUUUACUCAUCCUCCAAUAUGCUGAUGGUGGAAAUUUAAGGAAUUAUUUUGCUCAAAAUUAUUCAACUCUCACAUGGAAUGACAAGUUCAGAAUUUCCCAUGGGAUCAUUGACGCUCUUAGGUGUCUUCAUGAUGAAGAUAUCGUUCAUCGUGAUCUUCAUUCAAAAAAUAUUUUAAUCGAUCAAGGUGAACCGAAAAUUGCCGAUUUUGAAACUCCAAUUGUUGGUACACCACAAGAAUAUAAAUUACUUUAUCAACAAUGCUGGAACCCGACUCCACAUAUCCGGCCAUCUGUUGAUGAUGUUCUGCAAUCAAUUGAAAGGAUAAUCAAACAAGCAGAAAAUUUUAUGAAUGAUGUGGAAGAAGCUCCUUCACCCGAAAUGAGUGCUAUACCUCCUGAUCAACAUGUGAAAGCAACAGAUCAAACCGUACAGUAUAACUUAAUAAUACCUGACAAUACUGAAACAUUAGCAGAUAGUUUUGGUAAUCAAGAUUUAAUAAUCACUGAACAGUCUCAGCAAUCACUAAAAAUCAAUCUGCCAUCGACUUCUGGAUCUUCUAUCUUACCUGCUUCAUCUAAUGAUAAUGACAACCAAAGCUCACAAAAUCCAAGUUUCAUAAAAGAUCCCUUGCCAAGGAUAUCACGUAAAACUGAUAUUGAUAAGAUUAAUGUAAAAGUUGUAAUUGUUGGUGAUGGUGCAGCUGGCAAAUCAUGUUUCUUAUUUAUGUAUUCGCAUGGUCACUUUCCAGAAGUGUAUGUGCCUACGGUCUUUGAAAACUAUUGUGUAGAUUUUAAAAUUGAUGGUCAACCUGUUGUAUUAGGAUUGUGGGACACGGCCGGUCAAGAAAAUUAUGACAAUUUAAGACCAUUAUCAUAUCCAGGUUCUGACGUAGCAAUUAUUGUAUUUGCUAUUGAUAAUCCUGAUAGUUUGGAUAACGUGUAUGAAAAAUGGAUAAGUGAAGUCAAACACUUUCUUCCAAAAAUUCCAAUUUUUUUAGUUGGGACUAAAUUAGAUUUGAGGGAUGACAUGAAAACCAUUGAGGAAUUGAAAAAGGUCAGCAAGAAACCAGUAACUUAUGAAGAGGGGUUUCAAGCUGCAGAACAUAUAAAUGCAAAAAAUUAUUUCGAGUGUUCAGCAUUAACUGGUGAGGGUUUGAAUGAGGCGUUUGAACAAAUCAUUCGUGCUGGACUUUGGUGUUCCAUAUGUCCAAUGUACAUUAAAAUAACUAGAGAGGAAUAUUCACUUGUUUCUGGUGUUUCUCGUAUAGUACCUGAAAGUCGUGAUAAUGAAAAAGUGUCUCAACAAGAUUAUAUUAUAACAGGCUAG
This is a messenger RNA of Diversispora eburnea, 1629 nucleotides long. Lineage: Eukaryota; Fungi; Glomeromycota; Glomeromycetes; Diversisporales; Diversisporaceae. The record is from the annotation of a GenBank genome assembly.